UAUUACCCUCUUACAUUGGAAAUUGGAAUUGUGGAGAGGACCGACCUCAUUAAACAUUACUUUAGCCUUGGUCUUCAGUACUCCGAGAUAUUGGCUUUUCUGCUCUCUUUUCAUGGAAUUCAACUGAGCUUGCGUCAGCUCAGACGAAUUUUGAGACGUGAGGGUCUACGUAGAAGGAAAGACCACAGUGAUAUCGAACAAGUUAUUAAUACCAUAGAAACUGAACUUGAGGGAAGUGGAAACCGAAUUGGAUACCGUCAAAUGCACCAGCGAUUAAGGAACGACUACGGUCUCGUUGUCCAAAAGGAAAUCGUUCGAGAAAUAAUCAAAGAAUUGGACCCUGUUGGAGUACAAGCACGAUCGUCAAAGAGAUUCAGGAGAAGAGAAUACCGUGCAAAAGGGCCCAACUAUAUUUGGCACAUAGAUGGCUAUGAUAAACUUAAACCGUUUGGGUUUUGUAUACAUGGAGGCAUAGAUGGUUAUAGCAGACGCAUUCUUUGGUUAGAAGUUGGUUGCACAAACAACAAUCCAAAAAUAAUUGCCAAUUAUUUUACUGAGGGACUGGUCAAAAAGCAUAGGGGGGUGGGCCGGAGCAGAGAGGGGUGGGUCAUGAGGUUUUGAGCCUUGUGCAAGGGGUGGGUCUUGCAAUUUUCAGCUACUCUUAGGGGGUGGGUCAUUCUAUUUUAUUACAUAGAUAGGCACUAACUACUAACGAGACAGUUGACUACACUUGUUAUAUAAAACACAGCCAGCUGGAAUUAUUGCUGAAAUACUCGCAAACCUCUUGUGCGAGAAAGUGCAAAAGGGUGACAGGCCGCACAUCUAUACGGGAGUGGAACCCUUAACCUUUUUUUUUUUUUGGCUCUUACGGGCAUGUCCUUUAAUGAUUUUCCUUUUUUUGUAAGGAAAUGAUUGGUGGCUCUUUAAAAAUUUAUUGAGGUUACAGUUGGUUUUGUAUAAGAUUCCAUUUUUUCAUUCAAGCUUCCUUUGUAGUAGACAAUGAGGGCUGGUAUUGUGUCACGAAUGGCAAUAUUUCUUUUUCCUCCUUGUUGUUUUGUUUUAGGAGUUUAGACUCCCUUUCGUGAAUUUUAUUUCUGAUAGUAUGUUUUCUAUCAAAGAUUGUGGGUAGCCUCCGUCCAUCAAGCGUUGUUUUUUAAAUGUGAAUUAUUUUCCUCAAAAGUUAUUUCUGACAAGUUUUUUCGUAGGAUUCUCAAGGCUCCUUUUUUAACAUUUGGAGGGUGACACGAGGUGAAAUGUGUGUGCAAGAAGGUUUGCUUUUGUUAAAAAUGUGUCUUUUCAUCAAGGAUAGAUUUUUCCUUGAAUCUUGUGCCUUUGUCUACAACCGUGUCUAAAAACGCAGUCUCAGUGUCAAAUGUUUCGGCCUUGAAUUCAAUAGUUGGGUGAUGUAAGACUUACAUCACCCAACUAUUGUUCAAUGAAGGCUUCGAUGUCUGCUUUACUCAUGUACCAUAGGUCAAAGAUAUCGUGCAUGUAGCAUUUCCAAACUGUUGUUCUAAAGACAGUUUUGCUUAGAGUUGUUGUUUCAAUAUAUGUCAUGAAAAUAUUGGCAAAGGAAUCAAAUCUGCUUUCUUCGUGCCCAUUGCAGUUCCAUGGUUUUGUAGGUAGUGCUUUCCAUUGAAGUGGAAGAAAUUUUCUUUGAGGGUCGAUUAAUCUAAGCAUUUCCGGCAAGUAAUGUGUAGGAAUGGGUUGUCUUUGUAGAAAUUUUCUUAUGCUUUGUGGCAGACAAUUUCAAUAUACCCUCGUUUUGCUGUAUAUUCGUAUCAAGACUCAUAACGUCCAUCAAAACAAGGAAUGUUGGGUUUUUCACAUUUGUCUUUCCAGUGAAAGGUAUGAUUUCUGUGAUUUUGAUAUUGGUUGUGGCAGUGUAUCAAUAAAUUUUGUCAAGCACAGAACAAGGUUUUAUGGGAUUAUUAAGAGGAAACCAAACAUCCAUGUUUUAACUAGGGGGUGGGUCAUGCAAUUUCCAACCUUGCUUUAGGGGUGGGUCAGUCAUUUUUGUGCCGAAGGGAGGGGGUGGGUCAUGUUUGUUUUAUCAACCACAUUUCCAAAUGCUCCGGCCCCCCCCCCCCUAUACUUUUUGACCGGUCCCUGACUGUAUUCGCCAAAUAGGUGGAGUUCCGAGGAUAGUGCGAGCCGAUGCGGGAACAGAAAAUAUAUCUGUGGCAGGUAUACAACGAUUUCUGCGGUCAGGAACUGAAGAUGCAUUCUCCGGAGAAAAAAGUUUCCUGUACGGAAGGUCGGUAAGCAAUCAGAGAAUAGAAGCUUGGUGGUCAUUUCUGAAGAAAAGUAACGCUAGCUGGUGGAUCGAUUUUUUUAAGGACAUGAGAGAUGAAGGUGUCUUCUGCGACCAUGACCCAAUUCACGUUGAUUGCUUGAGAUUUUGUUUUAUGCCCCUAAUGCAACAGGAGCUUCACACAGUAGCAAAACAAUGGAACCUGCACAAUAUUAGACCUUCCCACAAUGCAGAAUCUCCUUCUGGCCGACCAGAUAUACUCUAUUUCGUGCCAUCAUGGACAGAUACAAGGGAUUACAUGACAGAGGUCGAUCUUGAUGAUAUUGACAUAAUUGAAGAUGUAUGCUGUGACAGAACAAGCCCAACUCAUUGCUCAGACGAGUGUAGAGAAUUAGUGGACAUAAUAAUGCAAGAGCAACAUUUACAAAUUCCUACAAAUGCUCAAGAAGCACGUGACCUUUUUGUGGAUCUUGUUUACCAUAUUGAAAAUACUUGA
Molecule: messenger RNA, 2750 nt
Organism: Porites lobata
Lineage: Eukaryota; Metazoa; Cnidaria; Anthozoa; Scleractinia; Poritidae
Source: the annotation of a GenBank genome assembly